GAUGAGUGGACUUCUCUAUCUUUUCAUGUCACGAAAUUCUAUAGAGGGAGAAGUUCCACAGGACAUUGGAGGAUUGAAGGCCAUUGUAAAACUAGAUCUUUCUGGUAACCACUUUUCCGGCAUGAUACCAAGCCAAUUGGGGGACCUCCAAAACAUGAAAGUUCUUGACCUGUCAAACAAUUCAUUUUCAGGCUCAAUUCCCUUAUCCUUUGCCAAUUUGAUAAGUCUAGAAUACUUGAAUUUGUCUUUCAACGCAUUGUCAGGUACUAUUCCUAAGUCUUUGGAAAAGCUUUCAUACCUUAAAAGCAUCAAUGUCUCAUUUAAUGAUUUAGAUGGUGAGAUACCUAGUGAUGGUGUGUUUUCAAAUUCCACGUUGCAAUCAUUUCUUGGGAACAAAGGUCUAUGUGGAGUACACAUAUUGGAGAUUCCUGCUUGUGCUAUCACUAAUCCUAGAAAACAAUCAAAGUCUAAGGAGCUUGUGCUGAAAAUUGUUAUUCCAGUGGUUACUUCAUCCUUUCUGAUAUUAUUGGUUGUGUCAGCUUGGAUAAUAAUGAAACAAAAGAUGAAAGGAAAGUCCAAAGACAUGGAAAAGGUACCAGAGAUCAGGACUUAUCAAUUGGUUUCUUAUCAUGAAAUUCAACGAGCAACAAAUAAUUUUGAUGGAUCCAAUUUAAUUGGUACGGGAGGUUCUGGCUCUGUGUACAAAGGUACAUUAUCUAGUGGAACUGUGGUGGCAAUAAAGGUUCUCGAUUUGCAAAAUGAGGAAGUAUGCAAGAGGUUUGAUACUGAAUGUGAAGUGAUGAGAAAUGUUAGGCACAGAAACCUUAUUUCAGUGAUUACUACUUGUUCUAGUGAAUACAUAAGAGCAUUUGUUCUACAGUAUAUGCCCAAUGGAAGUCUUGAUAAUUGGUUGUACAAAGAAGAUUGCCACUUGAACCUUCUUCAAAGAGUCAACAUAAUGCUUGAUGUGGCUGUGGCAAUUGAAUAUCUACACCACGGUCAUGAUACUCCAAUAGUUCAUUGCGACCUAAAGCCAGCCAACAUUCUUUUGGAUGAAGAAAUGGUGGCACAUGUUGGUGAUUUUGGCAUCUCUAAAAUAUUAGCUGUAAGCAAGUCCAUGGUACAUACUGAGACAUUAGGCACUUUUGGUUACAUUGCACCAGAAUAUGGCUUGGAAGGAGUAGUGUCCAUUAGUGGUGAUGUUUACAGCUAUGGCAUCAUGAUGAUGGAGGUAUUGACAAAAAGAAGACCAACUGAAGACGAGAUAUUCAACGAAAAUCUUGGCUUGAGGCAGUGGAUAAGACAAGCAUUUCCCAGGACAAUUAUGGAAGUCGUAGAUGCCAAUCUUUUUCAUGAGGAAGAAUCUGUCAAUUUCAAAAGUGAAAUAUGCAUAGCCUCCAUGAUGGAAUUGGCUUUGGAUUGCACAAAGGAAAUGUCAGAGACAAGGAUAACUAUGAGAGACGUAGUGAAGAGGCUUAACAAAAUCAAAAACACAUUUUUAGGAACAUAGAAAUUAGCAUCUCUUAAAGUGGUGUUC
Molecule: messenger RNA, 1537 nt
Organism: Solanum stenotomum
Lineage: Eukaryota; Viridiplantae; Streptophyta; Magnoliopsida; Solanales; Solanaceae
Product: receptor kinase-like protein Xa21
Exons: 2
Coding region: 2-1510 (502 amino acids)
Biological process (GO): protein phosphorylation
Molecular function (GO): protein binding; ATP binding; protein kinase activity
Source: RefSeq, a predicted model, not a curated record